AUGAAUAGUUUCACACGACUCUUGAAGCAAUUGAAGAAGAAUCCUGAUUUCAAGUACCAUCCAAAGUGUGUGAAGAUGAAUGUGGUACAACUAAGUUUUACAGAUGAUCUGUUGUUAUUCAGAAAAGGAGAUUCAAAUUCAGUGAAGCUACUAUAUGAACUCUUCACUAUAUUUUCGAAAACAUCAUGGCUAGAAGCAAAUGAGGAGAAGAGGGUUGUUUAUUUUGGAGGAGUGCCACAAGAGAUGCAACAUGAAAUUCUACACCUGUUAGGAUUCGUUUUGGGCGAUUUACCUAAAAGAUUGUUAUUUUCAAUACAGAUCUUCUGGGCUCAGAUUUUUGUUCUACUAAAAAAGGUGAUCCACUGCAUUGAAGCACUGUGUAGAAAUUUCCUUUGGUCUGUGGGGGUUGAUUCCUCAAAGAAAGCUUUGAUUGCUUGGGAAACACUAUGCUGGCCUAGAGUUGCUAGGGGACUGAAUUUUUUGGAUAUUGCUACUUGGAAUAAAGCAGCUGUCUAUAAAGUGCUAUGGAACCUAAGCAAGAAGAAAGACAAAAUGCAGAUACAAUGGGUGCAUAUGUAUUAUGGGAAGCAGGGGUCAAUAUGGGAGAUCCAAACGAAACAGGCAUUAUGGAUGGUAUCGAAAAUCUUGAAAGCCCAAAAAUACUAUGAGGAAGCAGGUUGGUCUGCACAGGAAGCUAUGACUUGGGCAAAUUUCUCAAUCAAGAAUAUAUAUUUGAAGUUGAGAGGUAACUUUCAGAAAGUGGAGUGGAGGAAAAUAGUGUGUAACAAUGUUGCAGCACCUAAUUGGACUUUUAUUCUAUACUUAGCACUCAAUGAGCGACUGCAAACGAGAGAAAGGCUAGCUUCCUUGGGAGUGGUUGAGGAUACUAGAUGUGCACUAUGCAGUACAGGAGUUGACAACUGUGAACAAUUAUUCUUCCAAUGUACCUAUGCUGCCUCAAUUUGGGAGAAGGUUUUGAAAUGGAUGCAUAUAGAUAGACAUGCACUUUGCUGGAGAGAGGAGAAUAUGGGCUAUACAACAAUUUAAGGACAGAAAGCUAUGGCAGAAAUCUUUCAAAUGGCUUUGACUGCAAGUGUCUAUGCUGUGUGGAAGGAAAGAAAUCUUAGAAUAUUUCA
Solanum dulcamara is the source of this 1136-nucleotide messenger RNA. RefSeq lists its product as uncharacterized. Bases 1 to 1047 code for a protein of 348 amino acids. Lineage: Eukaryota; Viridiplantae; Streptophyta; Magnoliopsida; Solanales; Solanaceae. The record is from RefSeq and is a predicted model, not a curated record. The transcript is spliced from 2 exons.